AUGUCCACCAGCUCCGGGGACACUGGACGAGGCUCGCAAGUAUACACGCAGCCGCAGCCGCAGCCACAGCCAUAUGCCCAGCCACAGCCGUCUUCGCGCCACGCAGAGCCCCCAUCGUCUUCUUCUACUCGCGAGCCGCAGCAGAAGCAGAAGCAACAGCAGCAACAACAACAGCAGCAGCAGCAACGGCCGGCCAAACGUCGUCGUAUUGGCUAUGCCUGCAAUCUCUGCCGGACGAAGAAGAACCGGUGCGAUGGAGAGAGACCGUCCUGCGGGCCGUGUAAGGAGCGGCGUCAGGAGUGCGUCUAUAGUCCCCAACGCACAAAGAUUUCUGUGACACAAGAAUAUAUUGAGAAUCUGAGAGCACGGAAUCGUCUGCUGGAAGAUCACAUAGCUGCUCGUCAACACGGCCAAAUUCCUCAGUCACCCCAUGAAAGCACAUACUCGAAGGAAUCACCUCCUGGGAUACCUAGAGCGGCUCCAUACCAAGCUUCUGGAGAUGGUUUACGAUCGCAGCAACACGAUAAUCCCCCUUCACCUACAUCAACUGCGGAAGAACAACCAGAACGACAACGUCAGUACCACCAAAGCGGCAGCGAACAUCGUUCUGACCGGCCAAAGAGUAGCCACUCUGCUUUGCCGGGAGAGUACUUUGGAGAAUCCUCAGCUUUUGACUUUAUCACAAAGGUGACCUCACCAAAUACCACUGACCAUACGGGUGGCAAUGCCAUAGCGGCUGCUACAACUCCUACAGCAGGCGUAGGCGGUGGCCCUACAGCCGGAAAAGCUUCAGCAUCGACAGGAAGAAUCCCAAAAGCUCUGGCUGCGAGAAGAAGCAUCGCAGAGGCAUCCGGAGUUGGUAGCGAGUCACUAGCAGAGUCGUCGCCUUCAACAGUCGUAUUUGAGGAGCUCCUUGGUAUUGGAGCGGGAAUAGGGGACGGCAGCGGAAGCAGUGAUUUGUUCGAAUUGCCCCAGCGUUCACUAGCCGACCGCUUGGUAGCUUCGUACUUCAAACACCGACAUCCACUGAACCCAUAUCUACACGAAGGCACAUUUCGCCAACGGUAUGCACGGCUAUGGCUUAGCAAGGACGUCGGUGGUGAGGAGGCAGCACCUAACAAUUUAGCUUGGCUAGGGCUGGUGAAUAUGGUGUUUGCAUUUGGAAGUGAGCAUGCCCAAACUCGUCAUCCUUAUCACGGAAGUCCAGGCAGUUCAGCAUCAGCGAAACCAGACCGCGCCCGCUUCUUCAAACGGGCAAAGAUGUUGGCAUUCUCAAGCAUCUUGCAAGCCAAGAUUGAGCUCGUUCAAGCGUUAUUGCUAAUGAGCCAUUACUUGCAUGGCUCCUUGGAGCUCAACCACUGCUGGACGGUCAUCGGGCUAGCUAUUCGCACAGCACAGGAGCUGGGCCUUUAUCUCGAUUCAACUGAUUUCACAAACGACAUUGUCGAGCAGGAGAUCCGUAAGCGUGUAUGGUGGGGUUGCUUCGUCAUUGACCGUCUCGUCAGCAUCAAAGUUGGCCGUCCACCUACUAUCCAUGACAUACCUGCCAUCCGAGUCGGCCUUCCGCUUGCAGUAGACGACGAAUUUCUCAAUGAGGCGUCCAAUUACACCCAGCCCAGCAAUAUCCCAUCCAAGAUUGAGUUCUUCAAUCAUAUUGUGACUCAAUGCCGCCUAUUGGCCAAGGUACUUGAUACUCUAUACGACAACACGCCAAGUAGCAGCGGCAGUGGUGGUGGCAGCAGUAGCUCGUCGUCAGCAGGCCGUGAGACGAGAGUUCGCAUCAAGGUUGACUUGCCAGACCUUUUGGCCAUGUCGAUCCAGCUAGAUGGUGAGCUGGUCGUAUGGCAGAAUUUGCUGCCUCCGCACCUUCGCACCGAUUCGGACGUGCCGGGCUGGCACUUUGAGCGGCAGCGAAGCGUCUUGCUUAUGCGCUUUCUGCACAUCCGACUCCUUAUACACCGACAAACGCUGCUCUACUAUAUUUUACGCCGAAUUCCCGACCCCUUCCAGGCUGAUCUGGCACAUUUGUGCAUUAGGCGAUGUGUCAUGGCAGCAUACGAUGCUAUUUUUCAAGUCCAUCUCCUGACCCAAAAAAAUUUACUCUCUUCUUCAUGGCAUAACUCACACUAUGUGUUCACUGCUUUGAGCGUUUUGCUAGUUUAUCAACACCUCGACCCUCACUCUCGCUCCAAAGUAGACAUACCACAAUCGUCGGAUAUCGACGACGUCAUAGGCCACGGCCUGGAACACCUACAGCGAGUUGGUGGCGAUAUCCAUCCUCUGGCCUCGCGCUAUGUCCGCUCAUUCCAGCAGCUGCAGACGCGGCUACAAGCGAUUGGCACACUAUCUGCUAAUGCGCCGCUCUUGGCAGUGCGCGGUAAACAGCAGCUGUCGAUGAGGGAGGAUGGCGGAUCCAAUUUCCGCCAAGCUCAUACAGCAAGCUCUGCUACUGAUUCCGACCAGAGUAGCAGCGUAGGACAUCCGGCCGGCUCAGCAACUGGCGGAAGUUCGAGCAAAGGGCCGGUAAGUAUGCCUGAUCAGAACCAGGAUAACAAUGAAGUAAGCUACUACGGAGAUGCAUAUCAGGAACAAUACAAUGAUCGCAAUGUUGAAUAUGGAGAUGAUGGUUUUAUGUGGGCCGGAUUUGACGAUGAAUUUGCGGUCAUACAAAGCGCUUUGUUAGAUAGCAGCGGGUGGGGGUCUGGGUUUUUGGAUCCUUGGGCGCAGUGA
Messenger RNA from Trichoderma asperellum CBS 433.97, 2730 nucleotides. The record is from RefSeq and is a predicted model, not a curated record. NCBI's taxonomy places the organism in Eukaryota, Fungi, Ascomycota, Sordariomycetes, Hypocreales, Hypocreaceae.